Messenger RNA from Stylonychia lemnae, 1053 nucleotides. Lineage: Eukaryota; Ciliophora; Spirotrichea; Sporadotrichida; Oxytrichidae. The record is from the annotation of a GenBank genome assembly.
AUGAGCUACCUCUAUCUUAUUCCUCCAAUGUUUAAAGACUUAUUCUACUUCUCAAAUGUCAUAGAUGUAAUAGACAAGUACUUAGAACCUCAAUAGAUGAUAGUUUUUAAAAGAACUUGUAAGAGAAUAAAAAAUAAAAUCGAAGAAAACUCUGGCAUACUUAACAUUUUCUUACAAAUUUUAAUCAAUGAUGACUAUUGCGAAGUUUUUCCAAGAUAAAAAUUAAUCAAAUGUAAACUUAAGUAUAUUAAACUUGAGAAUACAUCCUUUGAAUUAGUUGAGAGUAUCUUCUCAAUAAACCAAGGCUCCAUGAUUCUGAAAGAAUACACUUAGAUUAAAGGAGAAUUAGGAAAAUGUCUUAGUUAUCUCGAAUAAAUUGAGACUUUAAAAAAUGUCUAUUGUUUCGAAAUAGACACUUCGAAAUUCGAAAGUCUGAGUUAAAAUAAUGUAGUAUUAAAUGUGAUCGAUCAAAAUACAAUUCCUUAAAAUGCAUACUUUGUCAACUAGGCUAUAAGAAAAAAAGUUUUGGAAUAAGGUGAGCUCAUAGUUUUUCACAGACUCUAAAUGGAUCAAUACGAAUGGAUUCUCAAAGAUGCUAAAUAUUUGCAUACUAUAAGAAUUAAAGAUGCACAAUCACUCUCAGACUCUUUCUUUCAUUUCCUAGAAAGUAAGAAUUUGCAUAAAGGGUUGAGAGAAAUAUCAAUAAGAAAUUUGUAUUUCUAGCAAGAAAAAACGAUUGUUGGAUUCCUUAAGAAUAUAGCAAGCUAAGAAGAUUGCCAAUUGCAUGUUGAUUUCACAGGAUGUGAGCCCUUUGGCAGAAUUUAACAGAUUGCCGAAGCAUUAAAAGACAAUUUUGGCAUCUCUAGUAUUAUAGCAGAUCGAUUUGAUCUUAUAAGUAUAGCUAGAAUUCAGAAUCAAUACAAUCUUAUCGAUGACAUGCUCGAGGAUCUUAGCAUUGAGGAGAUAUAACAGCAACAAUUUCUUCUAGACUAUGGACAAGCUAAUCUUCAAAACGUGAUUGACUACUCAGAAAAGGUAUCAAGUUUAUUAUGA